Caenorhabditis remanei is the source of this 819-nucleotide messenger RNA. RefSeq lists its product as uncharacterized. Lineage: Eukaryota; Metazoa; Nematoda; Chromadorea; Rhabditida; Rhabditidae. The record is from RefSeq and is a predicted model, not a curated record. The transcript has 6 exons. Bases 1 to 819 code for a protein of 272 amino acids.
AUGAGUCGAGUUGAUCUUAACCAAAGUAUUUGGGGAUGCGCAGCCAAGAAUCAUUUCUUCAUUCACUCUGGAGUUCGAGCAGCUUUUUCACUCACACUUUUCCUCUCUUUCAUUGAUUAUGUGAACCUUCCACUCGAUGCGUCUCCAGAUCUUAAAGGCAUCUUUUUGGGGCAUUUUACAAUGACAUUUUUAGUUUAUUUUGCUUUGAGCAUGGCCUACUUGCUCCUCCUCUUUUGUCCAAAUCAAAUCUGGUACGGAAUUUGUAUGGCUCUUGAGGGAACUCGUCUAACUUUCUUCCUGUACCAUACUACUUAUAAAUUGAUUGGUUUUGGGUUGACACAAGAAGAAGAUAAACACGAACGAGCAUUGAAGAAAUAUUAUACUUGUGAGAAUUUCCUCUACAUUCCAAAACGAUCAUCCGAUCUUUAUGUGGUUCGUGUGACUUCUCCAAGUGCUGAACAAGCAACUGAUAUUGCAAUCGACUCGUAUGGAAACUCCUAUAUCCGUCGUGGAGCUCCGUCUCCGGAUCCUGAAGAAUCUGGAUCUGAUUCAGAUGAAAAUUCUGGGGAGGAACAGAUUGAGAAGGAUCAUUCUGGAAGUCGAAAAUCGAGAAAGUCGCAGAAAUCGAAGAAGUCUCAGAGAUCUCAAAAGUCGACGAAAAUGGAAAAGACUCAAGAAAACACGGAUAAAUCCAGUAAAUCUCAGAAAAGAAAGGAGUCUUCUUCCAAAUCGACUCGCUCAAAAUCCUCGAAAUCGUUGAAAAACUUGGGAGAAAACUCGUUGAACUCGGAUGAAAAAGUUACUCAUAUCGCUUUUUAA